Messenger RNA from Bipolaris maydis ATCC 48331, 1104 nucleotides. Lineage: Eukaryota; Fungi; Ascomycota; Dothideomycetes; Pleosporales; Pleosporaceae. The record is from RefSeq and is a predicted model, not a curated record.
AUGGCGUGGUGCAAGCAGCCCAGCGAUUUCGCAGACACGUGCAGACGUCAACGGGCAAGUGCUUUAGUGCAUGGUGGAUCCAUGGUUCGGAACGAGACCAGGGAGGCGUGCUGCAUGGGUGCGCUGAGGGAGGCGUUAGCGACGACUGACGUAGCGGCACAGGCCAGAGGUAUCACCAGGCGCGACAAAGUGGCCUCAUUGUGUACGGACAAGUGUAAGAGCCAUCGAGUAGCAGGUGCCCUAUGCGUCGUGUGGGCAUCACCCCUGGGCUGGCUGGAGAUUCCCGAGAGAGGGCCAUUGACGGCGGCGAUUGCUGAUGUGCGUGCCUGGGGGUACAUUCGGAGGUACAUGAGUGCUGUGUGCAUCUAUGUCUAUCGCGAUGGGCUGACGAGGUGGACGAGGCGAGGCCAGGAUGCUGCCCUGAUGGCGCAUCGUGGACAGCAGGCUGCAAGAAGAAGAAAACAAAAAGCGAGCAAGAGCAGCAGAGGCAACCCAGCCGGCAGACCCGGCCCCGCGACCAUGUACUCCUACAGGCGCGGGCUGCUGGGCGAGGCGUUCGGCGGCGUGGCGCGCACUCUUUUUUGUGGGCAUGGAGUGCGGCAUCAGUGCGAAGGCCGGCUGCAUCUCGAUUGCAUGACUGCAUGCCACGGCGAUAAUUUGGCCCGUGGCCGCGGGGACGUCCAUUCGCGCGGAUGCUGGUCGCGAUGCUGGUCCCUGGUCACAACGGCUGCGGAUCGAGCAGAACGCCGUGUAGGGACGUGGUGGCAGGGGAGGGGGCAGGAUAGGCAUUGCUCGCCGAUGAUUUGGGAGCGUGCUGGGGUGCUGGGGCGCUGGGGCGCUGGGGUGCCGCCCUCAGUGUUGCAGCUUGAACACCCACCCAUCGCCUUCUCCACCCGCAUCCUUGCCGUGGCAAACAGACGUGCCGUAACCCAUCCCUGCCUGCUCACUGCACUCUCGCGUCACGUCCUAGACGACUCGCACUCGCUGCCGCCGCGCUUCAUCUCCGAUCGUAUCUGCUUUAGCCCGCUGCACCUGGGCUUAGUUCUUGUUUCCGCUCACCCCAUGCCUGCAACCAUCGACAAGACGCGGCAUUGCGACCAGUAG